Messenger RNA from Gekko japonicus, 504 nucleotides. RefSeq names its product collagen alpha-1(XX) chain-like. NCBI's taxonomy places the organism in Eukaryota, Metazoa, Chordata, Lepidosauria, Squamata, Gekkonidae. The transcript has 8 exons. The record is from RefSeq and is a predicted model, not a curated record. The coding region runs from base 31 to 504 and encodes 157 amino acids.
GGAGACAGCGGCAGUCCAGGGAUUCAGGGAAUGAUGGGCCCCCAGGGAGCUCCAGGGAAAGAUGGAAUUCAAGGAGCCAAGGGCGUUCGAGGCCUAGAAGGCACAGCUGGGCCACCGGGACCACCAGGGCCGCGGGGUUUCCAAGGAAUAGCAGGGGCAAGAGGUGGCCCUGGAGAGAGGGGCCCCCCAGGAGAGGUUGGGCCAACGGGGCUGCCUGGUCCAAAAGGAGAAAGGGGAGAGAAAGGUGAACCGCAGUCCAUAGCCGCCAUCUAUCACUUGGUAAACCAGGCCUGCGAGCGUCUGAUUCAGUCUCAUGUUUUGAAGCUUGACGCCUUCCUCCACGAACAUGCACAGAAGCCUGUUCCCAUCUGGGAAGACAAACCGAAGGUGGGAGAGCCUGGCCCCCCAGGUCUUCCUGGACCCCCGGGAAUGAAAGGAGAAAGAGGAGAAGUGGGGAUGCCCGGGCAGCCAGGCCGAGAUGGAUAUCCGGGAGAACGAGAUUGA